Vicia faba (fava bean) is the source of this 381-nucleotide messenger RNA. The record is from the annotation of a GenBank genome assembly. Lineage: Eukaryota; Viridiplantae; Streptophyta; Magnoliopsida; Fabales; Fabaceae.
AUGGAAGUGAAGCGAAUUGUAAAACAUUGGAGUAAAGGUGUGAUCGUUAAAUUACUUGGUCACAUAGUUGGAUUCAAAGCAUUGGAAAAUAGAUUGAACAUCUGUUGGGCCAAACAUGGAGUUCUUAACAUCGUUGACCUUGGGCAAAAGUAUUACUUGGUCAACUUCACUAAUAAAGAAGAUCAAAAGAUUGCUAUAACAAAUGGAUUAUGGCUCAGUUUUUACCAUUAUUUAUCGGUGAGGGCUUGGUGCUCGAAUUUAUGCCAUAAUAGAAAAGCCAUUGUUAAUCUUGUAGUGUGGGUAAGGAUUUUCGGAUUACCUAUUGAAUGCUAUGAUAACAGGGUGUUAACCUCCAUCAGUGAUUGUAUCGGAAAAACGUGA